Messenger RNA from Trematomus bernacchii (emerald rockcod), 4952 nucleotides. RefSeq names its product tbl1x receptor 1a (gene tbl1xr1a). NCBI's taxonomy places the organism in Eukaryota, Metazoa, Chordata, Actinopteri, Perciformes, Nototheniidae. The coding region runs from base 408 to 1955 and encodes 515 amino acids. Gene Ontology annotation, biological process: regulation of transcription by RNA polymerase II. The transcript is spliced from 16 exons. Gene Ontology annotation, molecular function: protein binding; transcription corepressor activity. Gene Ontology annotation, cellular component: histone deacetylase complex. The record is from RefSeq and is a predicted model, not a curated record.
GAAGCCGUUGGCUGCUACUGAACCGUUUGGCUCUUUUCUCUACCAGCGAGCAACCUACAAUCUAGACCCAACUGUCCUUUCAGCUCAUUUUUAAGGGGAUUUAUCUUCAUAUAUGCCCGUGUAUCCAAAACAUAUCGGUCAUUGGGGAUUCCUAGGACCGGUUGGCCGGGUCUGAAGGCCGUUAUAACGCUUUUUUCGAGGUUUAAUUAGAGCUAGAAAAAUAACGCUGGUGGAGGAGGAGAUUCCAUAUUAGGAGCACAGAGGAGAAGGCACCCCCCUUGUGUGAUUUGGAGCUUUUGGUUCUGAGCCCAUGGUACAAGGCCCUGACUGAACAUACUGGUGGGGCAUACAGACCUACUACUGUGGCUGUGUGUGCGUGCUGACCUCAUGGUGUAACAGGAGUAAAGAUGAGCAUUAGCAGUGAUGAGGUCAACUUCCUGGUCUACAGAUACCUACAGGAGUCAGGGUUCUCCCACUCAGCGUUCACGUUCGGUAUAGAGAGUCACAUCAGCCAGUCCAACAUCAAUGGAGCUCUGGUGCCCCCUGCUGCCCUGAUCAGCAUCAUCCAGAAGGGCCUGCAGUACGUGGAGGCUGAAGUCAGCAUCAACGAGGAUGGCACAUUAUUUGACGGGCGGCCCAUAGAGUCUCUGUCUCUGAUUGACGCAGUGAUGCCGGACGUUGUUCAGACGCGGCAGCAGGCCUACAGAGAUAAAAUGGCGCAGCAGCAGGCGGCCGCUUCAGCCCCGACCUCGGCCACCGGAGGCAGCAUCGCCGGCAACGCCAAGAACGGAGAGAAUACUGCCAACGGGGAGGAGAACGGAGCCCAUGCCUUAGCUAAUAACCAUGCAGACCUGAUGGAGGUGGACGGAGACGUAGAGAUCCCUCAGAACAAGGCCAUGGUCUUGAGGGGCCACGAGUCAGAAGUCUUCAUCUGUGCCUGGAACCCCGUCAGCGACCUGCUGGCUUCAGGGUCUGGGGACUCGACGGCUCGUAUCUGGAACCUGAGUGAGAACAGUACGAGCAGCUCCACACAGCUGGUGCUGAGACACUGCAUACGAGAGGGGGGGCAGGACGUCCCCAGCAACAAAGACGUCACCUCGCUAGACUGGAAUAGCGAAGGCACACUGCUAGCGACAGGCUCGUAUGACGGCUUUGCCAGAAUAUGGACGAAGGAUGGGAACCUGGCCAGCACACUGGGCCAGCACAAAGGUCCCAUCUUCGCCCUAAAGUGGAAUAAAAAAGGCAAUUUUAUCCUGAGUGCAGGAGUAGACAAGACAACAAUCAUAUGGGAUGCCCACACAGGAGAAGCCAAACAACAGUUUCCCUUCCACUCAGCUCCGGCACUCGACGUGGACUGGCAGAGCAACAACACGUUUGCCUCCUGCAGCACAGACAUGUGCAUCCACGUGUGUAAACUGGGACAGGACAGGCCCAUCAAAACAUUCCAGGGACACACAAAUGAAGUAAAUGCAAUCAAGUGGGACCCCACAGGGAACCUGCUGGCCUCCUGCUCAGACGACAUGACGUUGAAGAUCUGGAGUAUGAAGCAGGACGCGUGUGUCCAUGACCUGCAGGCCCACAGUAAAGAGAUCUACACCAUCAAAUGGAGUCCAACCGGGCCUGGAACCAACAACCCCAGCGCUAACCUCAUGCUAGCCAGUGCAUCGUUUGACUCCACGGUCCGUCUCUGGGACGUGGAGCGGGGGAUCUGCAUCCACACGCUGACCAAGCACCAGGAGCCCGUCUACAGCGUGGCCUUCAGCCCCGACGGGCGCCACCUGGCCAGCGGCUCCUUCGACAAAUGUGUGCACAUCUGGAAUACACAGACGGGCGCUUUAGUCCACAGCUACAGAGGGACGGGGGGGAUCUUUGAGGUUUGCUGGAACGCAGCAGGGGACAAAGUGGGAGCCAGCGCGUCAGACGGAUCUGUGUGUGUACUAGACCUUCGGAAAUAGCGCCGCUGUUUGUUGGAAGCCAUGGACCGACCAUGAAUGUGUACAUAGCCAAAUGACUGUCCCUGCCCUCGCCCUGCCAACUGCUCACGCUCACGGCCCCGCCCACCGACAGACAGGAAGCAGGAAACAGGAACAGGAAGCAGCCCACACAGCAGGUCCAGACAGGGGUGAACAGCCGGACAGACGGAGGGACCUGGGGGGACGGACGGCCCCUCUCUCACAGAGACUCUCACAGAGAUGCAGAAGGGACGCAGUGAAAAAAAGAAAAAAAACUGAUAGACAAAAAAAAAAAAGUUACAGAUCCGUAUAUGUACCAAAAUUUGGAAGCUAUUUUGCUUUUUUUGAUCUUUAAACCAUCGCUCAUCGUCAUCAAAAUGAAAAACAAUGAAAAAAGUGUUGCUCUUUGUUACUCGUUGGAUCUCAUCGUGCAGACAUAUUGAACUCCUCCACCAUAAAAUAGGACGGCACUUAGUUUUUUUAAAUUUCUGAUCUCUUGUUUCAAUGUUUUUAUAUUUUUUAUCUUCGGGGGGAGGGGUACAGGCUGGUCAGCUCAGAGGUACCUGGAUUGGAGAAGCACACACACACACACACACACACACACACACACACACACACACACACAUCACACACACACACACACACACACACACACACACACACACACACACACACACCCACACCCACACCGGGAAUGCAGUAGCUCAUGUUGUACAUCCUCCUGUCACAUGACGUCCAUCUAGAUGCUUUAAGAACAGCUCCUCUGUGCACUCUGAUCUAGAUGCUUCUCUCUGGACUCAUGACAUCACAGGAAGCUCACCUCCACUCAUCUGAAUGUGGAGGUUGCAUCCCCAGCCAGUAGGAUUCCAGCUGACCUUCUUACCUAAUUUGAUUCAGGCCUCAAACCAUGGAAUACCCUGAUGUAUGCUGGGAAAAGAGGAUCUUUUUGCAGCUUCUCAAACGACAGAGGGUAGAGCCAAAGAACACAGACACAUGGAGUCAAAGGAGCUGGACUCAAGCUCAGCUCUUCAUCUGAUUGGCAGCGUUCACACACUUUUUAUUGCUCUGUGUGUUUGUAAUUGGCCAACAAGUGAAAACAAGGACUCUCAAAUGGUUAUUCGUUUUUAUUUCAAAUAUCUGGCGCCUUACAUUUCGAGUUAAAGUUGAAUUUAACUGUGGAUGGCCAGGAAAACUGACUUUGUGAUCUGUUUUUGCGACACGUUUGACGGUUUUCUGACAGUUUUUAGUGUAUGUCAUCGUAAGUUCAGAUAUGAAUUACAAGCAAGGGGGAGACAUUAACGGUUUUAUACCUUUGGCUGGUCAAAAUAAAAGUCAAAUCAGUCUGAACAUCUCCAUGUGAACGCAGCAAACAAAGAUUCUCAGAUACAGUUUCGUACCAUCAUCAGUGGCAGUCGUAGUGUCUCUAUUUUCCAAUCAAAGGUGACUUAUUGUGUGAGUUCUCAGCAAAAAAGCAACACAAAAAAAGAACAUAGAGAAUACUAUUUCGACACAUGUGGCUAUGAACUCUGGGAAAAGUGUUCCUUGGCUCUGCCCUGUUGAAGGUUUUAGUAGAACAGCUCUGCCUCCAAGACUCGUAUAAAUACAUGAAACAGUUUCAUUAACACAACCAUGCACAUCCAUGGGGGGGGGGGGGCUUCAGUGUGACUGAGCUGCCUUCACAUCACACUCAAAAAUACAAAAUGACAGCCUGAAUCUCACCGGCACGAGGCUGCUCUUCAGAAUCAAGCUCAAAAGCAGAUCCCAGCAAUAUUUGGACAUUCUUUUUUUUAUAAACAGCUACUUGUCAAAUUGUGGGGGAAUAACGACACUGCGUUCACGCUGGAGAACAUUCGAGAUGUGACGUAAAAGAAUUCAAAACAUGUGGAGCGGUGCAUUCAAUGCAUCGGACUCUGCCCUCGCUCACUCUCGGUUCUGCUUCACGUUUUUCUCCGAGGUUCCUUACUGACACACACAUUUUAUACUCUUUUAAAGACAAAUUUAAAGUUACAUUUUUGUAAUUUCUUUGUAGAUUUGAAAACAAAAUGUGAAUUGAUGAUUUAUUGGCAGUGUUAAUUUACAUGUGCUAUACAUUUUUAAAUGUUUUGUUUUGUUACUUUGAUGCUAUUUCAAAUAGCAAACCCUGAGCUGCGGAUCUGAGGCGCCUCGCUGCGGAACACGUGUCCCGGAGCAGAUUACCACUAAAUGUGUCUGUUUAAUAAAGAAAUGGUUUACUUUUCUUUUUUGCUUGGAUCUUUUUGGGAGGACGUUUUGUCCCGGAAAACGACGGCCUACAGAGAAGACAAUUCAGAAAAAAAGUUACUCUUUAAAUUGAAUAAAAUUGUAAUUUUUCAAUCAAGCAAAGACUCUAGGGACUUUUUCUGGUUCCCCUUUUAUUUUCGCUACAGUCACGAAGAGGGUUGCUCUGGAAGCAGACGUCAUUUCAUUGGUUGAAUAUGGACUUUCGUAUGUGUCUUAUUUGAUCAAGAACACUUGUUCUUGUGAGACAAAUGUUUUUCUGUGCAAAUUUGAAGGGGAAAUUUCUAAUUGGUUUUUUGUUCCGGUCCGAUUGUUAGAAGUCUAAAAUAUAUGUUUCCUGUGCAGUGGCAGAGUCGAACAAUAUUUAUUCUCUGGUGAUAUUUGACUGAAAACAAGUGAACUCAUCUCACACCAUCAUGAAAUGUUGAAGUUAUCAUACAUUUUAAUUGGAUUUUAACCUUCAAUUCGACUAAGUUUAAGCUUUAGGUACAGAGGUUUUAACGACACCAAAAAACAUACAAUUCUUCUCCAGAGCUGUGCUUCUGAAAAACAUUUGGACUGCAAACUAACUUAAUUUCCGCCUCUAAUAUCUCACUCCUCCGGUCUGUGCCACAGCCUUUCUCUGUCAGCAGAACGUCAUGUCGGCGGCCAGCGUCUCCCCCAUGUUUCCAUCACAUCCAUCUGUUAUCAUUUUAACUCAGAUCAGUGGAACACAAGUCCAGAAUAAAAUAUAUUUUGAUAAGA